CUCUCUCUAAUUAUCUCUCCAUUCUUUCUCCGGUUCCUAGUCAACACUCAACAGCCAAAUCUAAUCCCACUUUUUCCUUCAUUUUUCACUGAAGAUUUUUUGUGGGGGUCGACAACAAAGUGGUUCUCUUUGUGAAAAUAUCUGAAAAUGGAGACGCAAGGAGAGGAUGGUCACCCUUACAUUCCAAGAGAUCUGAAAUUGCCUGGUUAUGUGCCUGUGAGCCUCUCUCAAUCAACCAUAAUUAGCGUUUUCGGAAUCUCUUCUCUAUUGGUCAUCUCCUUCAUGUGGAUCCUCUCCGGGCGGUUUCCAAAAAUGUCAAAAACUGAGAGACGGCUAAUGUGCUGGUGGAUUUUCACGGGCCUGACCCACAUUAUCCUGGAGGGAUAUUUUGUAUUUUCCCCAGAAUUCUACAAGGAGAAGACUUCGUUUUACCCUGCAGAAGUUUGGAAAGAAUACAGCAAAGGUGAUUCAAGGUAUGCAGCAAGGGAUUCUUGUGUCGUCACUGUUGAAGGGAUUACUGCCGUCUUAGAGGGUCCAGCCUCUCUCCUUGCUGUGUAUGCUAUUGCAACAAAAAAGUCGUAUAGGUACACACUCCAACUGUCCAUUUCUUUGGGGCAGCUCUAUGGAACUGCUGUAUAUUUCAUCACAUCUUACUUGGAAGGAGACAACUUUGCUGCGAGCAUGUAUCACUAUUACGCAUACUACAUUAUAGCUAAUGCUUCUUGGGUUGUAAUUCCCACAAUCAUCAGCAUAUACUGCUGGAAGAAGAUAUCUGCAGCACUUCAAUUGCAGGAACUGAAGAAGACCAAACUACGCUGAUGCUGAGGUUGUACGGGUCAUUGCUCAAGAUACAGCUUUUAAUUUGCUUUGUCAAGAAA
Olea europaea var. sylvestris is the source of this 878-nucleotide messenger RNA. RefSeq names its product probable 3-beta-hydroxysteroid-Delta(8),Delta(7)-isomerase. Gene Ontology annotation, biological process: sterol biosynthetic process. The record is from RefSeq and is a predicted model, not a curated record. Lineage: Eukaryota; Viridiplantae; Streptophyta; Magnoliopsida; Lamiales; Oleaceae. Gene Ontology annotation, molecular function: steroid Delta-isomerase activity; cholestenol delta-isomerase activity; C-8 sterol isomerase activity. The transcript has 5 exons. Gene Ontology annotation, cellular component: membrane; endoplasmic reticulum. Bases 148 to 819 code for a protein of 223 amino acids.